AUGGACAUCGAAGCUGAUUGGGUUUUCUUAGACAAUAAUGAUGAAUUUGUUAUUGAACCGACGAUAUCUUCAAUCGUUGAAAAAAUGAGCGAACAAGAUAAUGAUACAACAACUAAACUUAGCUAUGCCGCUGUCUUACUGAAAAACGCUAACGAAAAUCAGCAUCAAACACGAUCAGUUAUGCCGAUUGUAGAAAAGAAAGAAAAGCUCAUUGACAAACGGAAUGAUAACUGGGAAUUGUCGACGUCAUGUCUAGAACCGAAACCUGGCAGCCAAUUUCGUAAUCCUCGUGAUAAAGCAGGUACAAAUAAAGUUCAUAAAAAUCGAAAUAGAUCAUCGUCGCCACCAAGAAAGAUUGGGAACUCAAAGAAAACUGGCUGCACCUUCUGUAAUCCAAGGAUAGCAAAUCGUAUUGCACGUACACGAGAUGUACGUGCACAGUGUUCAAGAGCAAAUUGGAAAGACUACGACUAA
Messenger RNA from Rotaria sordida, 474 nucleotides. NCBI's taxonomy places the organism in Eukaryota, Metazoa, Rotifera, Eurotatoria, Philodinida, Philodinidae. The record is from the annotation of a GenBank genome assembly.